Messenger RNA from Meloidogyne enterolobii, 3679 nucleotides. NCBI's taxonomy places the organism in Eukaryota, Metazoa, Nematoda, Chromadorea, Rhabditida, Meloidogynidae. The record is from the annotation of a GenBank genome assembly.
UUUCAAUAAAAAAAAGUCUAGAAAAAAUAAUGAGCGUCUAAAAAUGGAACCUAAAAAUAAUCUUCAUUCUCAAAACAACAGUAAUACUGGCGGCCCCUUUUUGGCUAAUUCUGCUGUUAGUGGAGGAGCCUCAGAUUCGAAUAAUGCCGAUAUAUUCUCUACUUUAUGCAAUUUGGCAACUACAACAAAUAAUUCUGGAUUUAAUUCGCAAUCUCAGUUGUUAUUCCCAAAUAUUCAAAAUGAAUGGAAUAAUAAUUCGAAUAAUUGGUUUGAUCAGGCAAAGCUUUCAUUAUUUCCAAUGUAUGGACUUUUACAGGCAAACAACAACAAUACAAACGAAUUCUCCCACAGCUCUAUGGGGACAGACCGUAAUUUGCACCAUCAAACGUCAAAUAAUUUUAUUCAAUCAGCGCCUCCAUUCAAUCUUGUGGAGAAUUUACAAUCCUCUUUUGGACUGUUAUACAAUAAUAAUACAAUGACUAAUACAACUUUAGCGAAUCCGCUUCAAUCGCCUCCAGGAAUUAUGCAACAACACUUAAUGCAUCAACAAUCACCGCUUAAACACAAUAUAAGCAAUUAUUCUCAUUCUACUGCUAGCGAUUCUGAUUGUACUCCCCAUUCAAACCCUCCAUCUUCCAAUUUAAGUCAUCAAUUAAUUAUUUCACCAACACAGCCUUCAUCAAUUAUUGAAGACCAUCAACUUAACAAUCUCCAUUCUUCUUCUCAAGUUGAACCUCUCGAUGAAUUUAUGUUUGAUUUACAAGAUUUUGAAGAAUUUUUUAUGGAAACACCUUCAACUUCAUACCAACAACAACAACACCCUAUGGAUCCUUCAACUCCCUUUUCUCAACAUUCUGAUUGUCCAAUGUCUAAUAAACCGACAGAUAAUAUUUCUACAACAUGUGGAAGUUUAAACAAUUCAAUUUGUAAUAAAUUUUGUCAAGAAGAAUUGGCUAAUGCUGACAAAGAAGUGGAUAGAUUGGUUUCAAUGGUUGCCCACAAAAAUAAUAUACAAAAGGAUAGAGAAGCUAUUACAACUACAAACAAUUCUUCUGGCUUUCACCAGCACAGUAUUGCUUCUUUAUUUAGUUUAAAUUGUUCUCCAUCGACUAGCUCUUCUGUUUUACCUCAAAUUCCAAAAACUGAAGCUUCAUUGGAAAUGCCUCAUUUUACGCCUCCUGAUUCACCCUCUCCAACAUCUACAACAAUUGCCUUUGAUGACCAUUCAACUUUUAAUUCUUCCCUAAACAACACCAACCAACAUACUCCUCAACAAUUAACAACAACUUCAACUCCCUCUAAUAAUCAACACAAACAACAUUUUGGAAAUUCACGUCACAGUUCUUUUGGUUCGUCUACAAGUAGUAACAAUGCUGCUGCUUUACCUUCUUUCAGUUCUCCCCCAAAAACAACUCUUAAAAAGUCCCCUCUCUCUUUUAUUCCAACAAAUUCAACACCUCAAAAUCAAUUAAUAGAUCCUUUAAAAUUAAAUCAUUUGGCAAUGUCUCGAAGUAAAAACAACGAUAAACGAAUUCCUAUUUAUAAAAGAAAUAGUGCUAAUACAACAACAAAUAUUGGAGGGGGUCGAUCUUUAUCAUUUAUUGAAUCAUUUAUGAAAAAUGAGGCUGGAACAAAGAAAGAUUCUUCUCAAACAGCUGAAGACGCCUUUAAUUUCGAUGAAGAUUUUGACGACAAAAUUGAUAAUAAUGAGCUUAUUCCUCUAAAAAGUCCACAAAAGAUGAUACAUUCACAAACAGACAAACAACGAUUGGGGGAACAAGAAAAGGCUAAACGAAAAUAUACAAAGAGAAAGGGUAUUAUAGAAGACUCGUACACUACAGCUACUAAUAACGUCUUAAGAGAAGUGGAACAUAAACAACAGCCUAAAGCCAGACCUCUAUUAGCCGAACAAAUUAAAAUGCGUAGACCUAUUGGUACUUUUUUAAAUUCUGAAAUUGCAAAAGAUGAUAAUGCAGCAAUUUGUGAAGCUGUCCCAACGGCUGUUUGUACUUUAAAAAAUGUUGAGACGAGUUGUUUAAAUAACGACACAGAUUUCAAACCUUUACCAAAAUUAGUUAUUCGAAUUUUACGUCGAACAGAAUCUUCAACAACAACAACAGAACUUCCUCCUCUAUUACCUACACCAACAGAAUUAAAUGAAGUUAACAAUAAUUUUCAACAACAACAAAAACAUAAAAAGAAAAAGCAUAAAAAGAAUAAAAAAGAAAAAGAUGUUGAUUGGACAGAAACUGAUGAAUGUUUAAAAUCUAUUAGUAAAAAGAAUAAAAAACAUAGAGAGCAUCACAAGUCAAAAAGAAGAGAUUCUAAAGGAUCUAUUGGUAGCCUUGACUUAAACGAAACAGAAAAUAAUAAUAAUAUAUCACCAGAAUAUACCCCAACACAACAUAUAAACAAUAAUAAUCGAAGAGAUUCAUUUUCUCCAGAAAUAUAUCCAGGCAUUCCAACAACAACAACCUCAUCAACGUCUUUACAAAAAGAAGAAGAACAAAUAAAUAAUUUUAAUGAAGAUUCAACAAGUUUUUCUUCAAAUUUUUGUGAACGUUUAAAUUUUAUUGAACGUCCAACAGAAAAUCCAAAAAAGGGAACUUUUUUACUAGCUAAAGAAGAUUUAUUUAAAUUGGAAGAAAAUAGUGUAGCAUUGUGGAGAAUUGAUAAUCAAAAUUUGUUACAAAAAUAUAUACCUUUUGUUGUGGAAGAAGAGGGGGAAUAUAAAGGAGAAAUACAUUACAAAAAUAGUCAAACGUAUUCUGGAUGGAGCCCAGAUUUUGUUGAUUAUCACAUUGUUGUUAGAGUUGAAUAUAUAAAGAAAAGUCGUUCUGAUAAUAUUGUUCGACCUUUGCUUCCAUUACAAGAUUUAUUUCCUGUUGUUUGUUCAACUAUAAAUGGGGCAGAGGAUAAAAGUAUUGUUAAAAUUUCACAUCCUGAACCUUUAAGACAUAAAUUUAAUGUUAAAGAAACCCAAUUAAUUGAACAUUUAAAAGUUUUUGUUGAAAUUAUGCUUAAACAUGCUAUAACACUGCAAUUUGUACAAAAUAUUAGAGAGAAUAAUGACUGGAAUUAUUUAUGUUCAAUGACUGAAAUAGAAACAAAAAUAAAAAAUUGUUUACAAAAUAUUUGUUCAGAAAAUGAUCGUUGGUUGCCUUCUUUUUUAGAAGCAUUAAACAAUUUUCCAAAUAUAUUUUUUCUUCGGGAUUUUAAUGAUCAUAGUGAUGAACAACAAUCUUGUCAGGCUUGUCUACUUAAAUGUCUCGAUGUAAACCAAGCAAUCCAACUUUAUACAGAAGAGGUUUACGACACAGAAACAAUUGUCCCAAAAAUGUUAACUAAUUGUGAAAAUACUGUUUGCAAUAUUGAUUUUUAUUUAUGCAACAAGUGUGCAGAUGCAGCUCUAAAAUAUCAUAAAAUUUAUCAUUUGAGAUAUUCUAUAUUUAAAGCUUCAGAAAUAAAGUUGGAAUUAACAAGUACAGAGAAUCCAGAAUAUUCUGUUGAACAAGUAAUUGAGCAAUGCAAAAAUGAUACUGAAUGGGUUGAAAAUCUUUGCAUUGAAGGUGCUAAUGUUAUUUUAUCAGAAUAAAUAAAAUAUAUUGUGCCAUUUUUAAUAUGAAAAUAAAAAAAGGAAAUGCGGGUAUAUUCAACAAAAAAAAAUUUAUUUUUAAAC